Molecule: messenger RNA, 3546 nt
Organism: Hippocampus zosterae (dwarf seahorse)
Lineage: Eukaryota; Metazoa; Chordata; Actinopteri; Syngnathiformes; Syngnathidae
Product: lysosome membrane protein 2-like
Exons: 12
Coding region: 250-1776 (508 amino acids)
Biological process (GO): protein targeting to lysosome; receptor-mediated endocytosis
Cellular component (GO): cytoplasm; lysosome; membrane
Molecular function (GO): scavenger receptor activity
Source: RefSeq, a predicted model, not a curated record
GGCGCUCGCUUAGCCAGACUCUGCCCGCCAUACAAAUAAGCGGGGCCUCACUUUUUAUGAACCCACUUUUAAGGUCUUUGUGCCGUGGCGAGAUCCUCCGCGGUGAUUAAGUAAACUGCACGCCUAGAGUUGCAAAACGUCCAGAAACUUUUCCCGGGCUUUUUUUUUCUGAAGGAAAAACUUUUUUUUGUGGUGGGAGGGGGGAUUGGGGGAAUUUUUUUUUUUUGGUUGACGUCUCCACCUGCGAGCAUGACGAGGAGGUCGUGCGCGAUCUACGCGGUGGGCGUCAUUAGCGCCAUCCUGCUCAUCGUGGGCAUCGGCCUGACCGCCUCCCAGGCUUUCCGCAAGCUGAUGUACAACCGUCUCAAGAAGGAGAUUGUUUUGGUGGAGGGAAGCCGCGUGUUUGAGUCAUGGAAGAGGCCGCCACCUCCCGUCUACAUGGAGUACUUCUUCUUCAACGUCACCAACUUGGAUGAGUUCCUUGCAGGGGCCAAGCCAGUCGUCAACCAGGUCGGACCCUACACGUACAGAGAGUACAGGUACAAGGACAACGUGACCAUGGUGAACGAUGGCAAAAUGGUGUCGGCAUACAACACGAAAAGCUUCGUCUUCCUGAGAGACAAGUCUGUUGGCGACCCUGCGUUGGAUAACAUCGUCACUGUUAAUAUACCCGCUUGGGCGGUGAUGAACAAGGCCAAAGGGAGCUUCUGGAAAUCCUCGAUCGUGUCCGUCUGGAUGAACACGCUCAAAAGCGGAUUGUUCACCACUCGCACCGUGGACGAACUGCUGUGGGGCUAUGAGGACCCCCUGCUGGCCCGAAUCGCUCAAAUGAGUCCAGAAGUGGACACGAUUUUUGGUCUUAUGUACGGGAAAAAUGGAACCAACGAUGGGGAAUUCAUCUUUCACACCGGGGAGCAGAAUUACUUGGAUUACGGCCGAGUGGAAACAUGGAAAGGUCAAAGGCAGCUGACCUUCUGGAACUCCAAUCACAGCAACACCAUCGACGGGUCCGACGGAAGUGCCUUUCAUCCCCUACUGAAAAAGGACGAACGCAUUUAUAUUUUCACCCCGGACCUUUGCAGGACCAUCUACAUGGAUUUCGAGAAGGACGUAGAGGUGAGAGGGAUCCCGGCAUACCGCUACACGCCGCCGCGUUCCGUCCUGGCCAGCAAAGAAGAGAACCCGGACAACGAGGGUUUCUGCGUCACCCCGCAGCAGUGCCUGGGAACGGGCCUGCUCAAAGUCAGUCCUUGUCGGAAAGGUGCUCCAGUCGUGGCCUCUUUCCCUCAUUUCUAUCUCGGAGAUUCCAAAUAUGUGGCAGCGAUCGAAGGAAUGUCGCCCGAGAGAAUUCAUCACCAAACCUACCUCGACCUAAACCCGACCACCGGCAUAAUUGUACGUGCCAACAAGAGGGCGCAGAUCAACAUCCUAAUCAAUAGGAUACCCACAUUCGCGAAAACUAAAGGCCUAAACGAAACCAUCUUCCCCGUCAUGUUCCUGAAUGAGAGCGUGGUUAUCGAUGAGGCGUCGGCGGCGAGAGUUCACAAGCUGCUGAUGAUUGUUAAGGUUGUUUCCAACUUCCCGCUUAUCUUUGUGGCUCUGGGCGCCAUUAUGCUGCUGGUCCUGACCCUCCUGCUGAUACGCGAGCGAAAGCAGAAGGACAGCGCAGAGGAGAACACAUCUUACUCUCCGGUGAGCGAAAAGGAAAAAGAAAAAGAAGACCCUCAAAAUGGAACGUACAUCGGCCUGACGCCCAAGGUGGACGCGCAAGCUUGAGCAAGCCAGCAGUCAAUUUUUUAAUUUUUUUUUUUUUAAAUCGACAAAAUACACUGCAAAUGACCCCGUCUGUCCAUCCCACCUCACCCGCUGGAACUAAUUUGUCAGAGAAAACACAUUUCCUUGUUUGUUUGCAGAGUUAACGAGUCUACCAAUGAUAGAUGAAAACGUCAUGAGGUGCGAUUAAAACAAACAUGGUUAAAAUGAGGUUGAGAUUAGUUUUAGGCACAGAUUUUAUUUUUCUUCCGAGAGCCAAGAAAAGGAUGGAAAACGAAGACCAGUUGUCAGUAUUAAGCCACGUAAUUACAACUAAAUGUUACAAAAUGUGAUUCUUGUGCCUGAAAAGCAUCUUUGUUUGAUGACAGUAUUUGGAGAGGCUCAAAAUUUUUCACUGGGAUAAACUUUAGACCUAUUAAAAAAAAAGAAAAACUGUACAUUUUGUAAAAUAAGAAAGUCCUUCUCAUACAGUAUGUUUUUUUUGUCUUGCUGUAAAUGUUCAUGUAGAAAGUAUCCAAAUGAAGAACUUCAGGUCUGCUAGAGUGGGUCAACAGUUCGAUCGGGAAAAAAAAGUGCCAUUUUCUGUAUCGUUGUUCUGUACAAACAGCACUGACCCAAAAUGGAGGACAGAGUGGAAGUGGCAUUUUCCCACUUUGAGCCGUCUGAUCAAAUCUGUAACCGAGCCUGGGUAUGAACCCCCUUUUGCACUGUUCAAAGCAUCCACGCAUUCAUUUUCCAAAACGCUUUUCCUCACAAGGGAUGCAGUAGAGCCCAGCUGAUUUGGGGCAAUCGGCGGAGUCCACAAGGCCAAUCGCAGUGUCACUCAUAGACAAAUAACCAUUCGCAUGCACAAUCACAUCCUGGGGACAAUUUUGAGUGUUCCCACAUUCCCAAAAACAUGCUCCCAUGCAAGUUUUUUGGAAUGUGGAAGGAAAACAGUGUGUCCGGAAAAAACAAAACAAAACAAAACAAAACAUGCAGGCACAGAGGAAGGCCGGAGCCGGAAUGGAACCCUGCACCUUUGCACAAAGACAAAUAGGCUCUAGGCCACCCCAAGUGCAUGUUGUUAUUUUGCGGCCUAAACUAAUCUCGUUUUCAUAAACUUCAGAGAAAACGUAAUUUGUUCAGAAAAAGAGCAACAUAAUUGAAAAACUAUACGUCUGUUUAUUUGAAAAUUGUCAUGAGUUAAAAAUAAUAAUAAAUCACGAUAUUACAAGAAUAAAGUCAUAUUUAAGGUUAAGUCGUAUCACGUGAGGUCAAGUUACAUCUCCACUAAGGAACAACUCCCGUGGGCGGCAUUACUAUGUUCAAUACCACACCAGCAUAGAAAUGGUCGUUCAGAAAAUUCUCAGUUUAAAAAAUAUAUAUUUUAUUUUUUCGAGUGGUGCUCCCUUGUUUUUGUGGUAACAUUUGAAGGACUGCAAUGCUUUGCUAAUUGGGUUUUAAUUUCCAGUUAUUUCCUUUUUCUAAUAAUUUCAUAAUUUAGAGUUAGGUGAUUAUAAUAAUGACGAUUUAUGGAGAGUGCAUCCUGUAGUCCAAGUUCACAGUCGCCACAUGGAUUCUAUCACCUCUUUUAUUGUGUGUGCCCAUUUACCAUAUUCAAAAAAACUGAACGCAAAGCACAACGCUGCCCAUUUUCCAAAUUAGAUUGUACUUUAUGAUAUUUUCGUUAUUGUUAUAACCUUGUAUGUAUCCUAACCAUUUUUUUGGGGGGGGGGGGGGAAACGUUGACUUGUUUAGACUGUGUACACGAAAUAAAAGUUUAAAAACUCA